Suncus etruscus (white-toothed pygmy shrew) is the source of this 3576-nucleotide messenger RNA. It is a transcript of the gene LAMC2, whose product is annotated as laminin subunit gamma 2. The record is from RefSeq and is a predicted model, not a curated record. The transcript is spliced from 23 exons. Bases 1 to 3576 code for a protein of 1191 amino acids. Gene Ontology annotation, molecular function: extracellular matrix structural constituent. NCBI's taxonomy places the organism in Eukaryota, Metazoa, Chordata, Mammalia, Eulipotyphla, Soricidae.
AUGCCCGCGCUCUGGCUCCGAGGCUGCUUUUACCUGGCGCUGCUUCUGCCCACGGCCAGGGCCACCUCCAGGAGUCCAGUGUGUGAUUGCAACGGCAAGUCUCGGCAGUGCGUGUUCGAUGGGGAGUUGCUCCGGCUGACCGGGGACGGCUUCCGUUGCCUGCAUUGCUCGGACAACACCGACGGGCGCCACUGUGAACGUUGCCGCCAGGGCUUCCACAGGACCCAUGAGCAAGAGCGCUGCCGGCCCUGCAACUGCCACGCCCAAGGUGCUUUGAGCACACAGUGUGACAGCGCUGGCCGGUGUCGCUGCAAACCUGGAGUGACCGGAGACAAGUGUGACCGCUGUCUCCCAGGCUUCCACACUCUCACCGAGGCAGGCUGCUCUCGAGAUCAGAGAUUUCAAGACCCCAAGUGUGACUGUGAUCCAGCUGGCGUCUCGGGGCCAUGUGAGUCGGGCCGCUGUGUCUGCAAGCCAGCUGUAACCGGGGAGCGCUGUGACAGGUGUCUCUCAGGCUACUAUCACCUGGAGGCGGAGAACCCCGAAGGCUGCACCCAGUGUUUCUGCUAUGGCCACUCAGCUACAUGCCGGAGCGCAGAAGACUACAGCCUGCACAGGGUCAGCUCCACCUUCCAGCAGGAUGCUGAGGGCUGGAAGGCCCUGCACAAGAGUGGUGCCAGGGCCAACCUGCAGUGGUCUCAGCGCCACCGGGACAUCUUCAGCUCCUCUCGACGGGCUGAUCCUGUCUACUUCAUAGCUCCUGCCAAGUUCCUGGGGAACCAGCAAGUGAGUUAUGGGCAGAGUCUGACCUUUAACUACCGCGUGGACCGAGGAGGCCGGCGCCCAUCGGCUCAUGAUGUCAUCCUAGAAGGGGCCGGACUGCGGGUUGCUGCACCCCUGAUGCCUCUGGGAAGGACCUUGCCCUGUGGGCUUACCAAGACCUACACCUUCAAGCUGAACGAGCACCCGAGCAGCCGCUGGACCCCCCAGCUGAGCUACUUUGAGUUCCGGCGGCUACUUCGGAACCUCACAGCUCUCCGUAUCCGGGCCACCUACGGUGAAUACAGCACAGGCUACCUGGACAACGUGACCCUGAUUUCUGCACGACCUGUUUCUGGCUCUCCAGCCCCCUGGGUGGAACACUGUGUGUGUCCUACCGGAUACAGGGGACAGUUCUGUCAGGACUGUGCUUCUGGCUACAAAAGGGAUUCAGCCCGAUUGGGGCCUUUUGGCUCCUGUAUCCCUUGUAACUGCCAGGGAGGAGGUGCCUGUGACCCCGACACAGGAGAAUGCUACUCGGGGGAUGAGAACCCUGAUGUGGAAUGCGCCGACUGCCCCUUGGGCUUCUACAAUGACCCGCAUGACCCUCGCAGUUGCAAGCCGUGCCCAUGCCCGCAGGGCUUCAGCUGUGCUGUGACACCCGAGACAGAGGAGGUGGUCUGCCACAGCUGUGCCCCCGGCAUCACAGGCGCCCGCUGCGAACUCUGUGCUGAGGGCCACUUCGGGGACCCCCUCGGGGAGCAGGGCCCAGUGAGGCCAUGCCAGCCUUGUGACUGUAACCACAACACUGACUCCAGUGUCUCCGGCCGCUGUGACCGCCUGACAGGCCACUGUCUCCGGUGUGCACACAAUACAGCUGGCCCCCACUGCGACAAGUGCCAGGCCGGCUACUUUGGGGACCCUCUGGACCCCAACCCAGAGAACAGGUGUCGAGCCUGCAGCUGCGACCCUGCAGGCUCGGAGCCGGUGCCCUGUCGCAGUGAUGGCAGCUGCGUGUGCAAGCCAGGCUUCGUGGGCCCCCGGUGUGAGCUGGCAGCGCUGACCAGGUGCCCUGCCUGCUACAGCCGAGUGACGACUCAGCUGGACCCAAUCAAACGGGAGCUUCAGAGCCUUGAGAUACUGGUGUCCCAGGCUCAGGCUGGUGGCACAGUGCCUGAUGCGCAGCUGGAAGGCAGGAUGCAGCAAGUCGAGCAGACACUGAGGGACAUGCUGAGAGAAGUCCAGGCUUCUGAAGGCACCGUCCAAUCCCUCCAUCUCCAGUUGGCCAGAGUCAGGAGCCAAGAGGGCAGCUUCAAGCAGCGCCUGGAGGAGCUGCAGCAGGCGGCCGAGCGAGUGCGAGCACUGGGUGUGCAGAACCAACUCCGUGUGCAGGACACGCAGCGGUACCUGUCCCAGCUGCAGCUACACCUGGAGGAGAGCGAGGCUGCGCUGCGCAAGGCUAACAUCCCGUCCACCGACCACUACGAGGGGCCAAAUGGCUUCAAGAGACUGGCGCAGGAGGCAGCACGAUUGGCGGACAGCCAUGUGGAAUCAGCUAGCAACGCUGCACAGCUGGCCCGGGAAGCUGAGGAUUAUUCGAACCAAGCCUUGGCGUUGGCCCGUGAAGCUCUGCAAGGAGGCAGUGGUACAGGGGGCAGUGUGGAUGGUGCCCUGGUACAAGGGCUGGUAAGAAGAUUGGAGAAGACUAAGACUCUGGCCCAGCUGCUGGCCCAGGAUGCAGCCCACGCCAGCUCAGAAGCAGACGGCUCUUAUCAGCAGAGCCUGCAGCUCUCGGAAGCUGUGACUCAGCUCCAGAGGACCACCGGCCAGUCAUUCCAGGCAGAAGUGGAGAGGAUUCAACAAAGUGCAGAUACUCUGGCCAGUCUGGUGACGAAGCACAUGGAGGAGUUUAACCUUGCCCGUAGCAGCCUGGGGAACUGGGAAAAAGAAACGCAAACACUUCUUCAGGAUGGAAAGAACUCAAGACAGGAUUCGAAUCAGCUGCUUUCCCGAGCCAACCUGGCUAAAACACGUGCCCAGGAAGCACUGAGUAUGGGCAACGCCACUUUUUAUGAAGUAGAGAACAUCUUGAAGACUCUGAGAGAGUUUGACCUGCAGGUCGAAGACAAGAGAGCCGAGGCGGAGGACGCCAUGAAGAGAUUGUCCCUCAUCAGCCGGAAAGUGGUUGAGGCCAGUGACAAGAGUGAGCAAGCUGCAGCGGCCCUGGAUGGCGCUGUCACCGACACCCAGAGGGCAAAGCAGGCAGCCACAGAAGCCCUGCAGAUCACGGGCAAGAUGGAGCAGGAGAUGGGGAGUCUGAACGCAGAAGCCAACAUGACUGCCGAUGGUGCCCUGGCACUGGAGAAGGAGCUGGCAACACUGAGGGGUGAAUUGAGGGAUGUGGAGGGCACCCUGGAGAGUAAAGGGCAGGCACUGGAUGAGCAGGAAGACGCUGUGCAGAAGGUAACAAAUGAGGCCCAGAGAGCUGAGACCAAAGCCAAGAGUGCCAGUGUCUCCAUCCAGGACACACUGAAUGAUUUGAACAGCAUCUUGCACCUGAUAGACCAGCCUGGCAGCUUGGAUGAAGAGGGGCUGGUGCAAUUGGAGCUGAAGCUGUCGCAGGCCAAAGCGCAAGUGCAAGGCAAGCUACGGCCACUGCUGGCUGAGCUGGAGGCACGAGCAAGAAGACAGAGUGGUCGGCUGAGUUCGCUGGAGCGUAGCAUUGAUGCGGUGCUGGCAGAUGUCCGCAACCUGGAGGACAUCCGGGACCACCUGCCCCCGGGCUGUUACAACACACAGGCGCUAGAGCAGCACUGA